Dermacentor silvarum is the source of this 745-nucleotide messenger RNA. RefSeq lists its product as uncharacterized. NCBI's taxonomy places the organism in Eukaryota, Metazoa, Arthropoda, Arachnida, Ixodida, Ixodidae. Bases 1 to 693 code for a protein of 230 amino acids. The transcript has a single exon. The record is from RefSeq and is a predicted model, not a curated record.
AUGCGUGGAAAGGAACUCGCGCGCAACUUCAGUAUAUCCGAAAGCCAAGUGAGCCGUAUUUUCACAACGUGGAUAAACUUCCUAGAGAGGGAGCUUCGGCACCUUAACCAUAUACCUUCACAAGAACAAAUUCUGCCUCACCUCCCAAAAUCUUUUCGACAUUUCGAAAACACGAGGCUUAUUUUGGAUGCCACGGAGGUCAGAAUACAGCGACCAUCGUCUCAAAGUGCGCAGCGCCAGACAUUUUCUUCCUACAAACACUACAAUACAUAUAAAGUCCUUAUUGGGUGCACACCUGACGGAUACAUAGCAUUUGUAUCUCGUUUGUGGGGAGGCUCUGUAUCGGAUAAGAAUAUUCUGCAGUGUAGUGGGCUUCUGGAUGACUUGGAGCCUGGUGAUGCUAUUAUGGUUGAUAAAGGGUUCACAUUCCCCUACUUGCCUCCUGAACUGACAGUAUACAGGCCUCCAUUUCGAGAACGACAUGAAAUGCAAAUGAAUGCCCAAGAUGUAUUAGAGACAAGGCGCAUUGCAUCGGCAAGGGUUCAUGUGGAAAGAGUGAUCGCACGUGUCAAAAGCUUCCAUAUCCUAGACAGGCCAUUUCCAAUUUGUAUGAUGGACAUUGCUGAGCACAUCUUCAAAGUGUGCUGCUUUUUAAGCAAUUAUCGAAAUGUACUCAUUAAGGACACCGACUAACAAGGAUGAAAAUAAUGCCUCGAGCAAUGCCACCUGCAAACCGCAGGUAGCC